This is a messenger RNA of Mycena citricolor, 1379 nucleotides long. The record is from the annotation of a GenBank genome assembly. NCBI's taxonomy places the organism in Eukaryota, Fungi, Basidiomycota, Agaricomycetes, Agaricales, Mycenaceae.
UUGGCCUGGAUCGUGCAUCUUGUCAGAAGCGACAUUGCUAUUGGAUUCGGAUUCGGACCGUGGGCUACCAUGCAGCAUCAUGGGAUCUUAAGCCAAAGGGUCAAGUUUUGAACGGACUUUUCAUGAAUCGGGGUACUGCUGAUGUUUUCUUUUUUCGUCCCUUGAAUCGCGUGAUGACGGGGACUUUCUACUCACCCCGAUUCUCCCAUGUUGACAGGCAAGAAGAAAAGUCGCCGUGCCAUGUGGUGGAGCUCCACUGAUGAAGACACUACUGAUCGGACCUCUUUGCGGCGGUUCUGUUUCUAACAUAUCCUUGCGAUUGUCAAACUUGCGAUACGCUCGGCCUGCUCUCUGUAUCUCUUUCAGGUCUCAGCGGAACUGUCCUAUCGUCCUAUGAAUCUACUCUCUAUGACGCACAGUAGAUCGAUGUCUCAACGCCUUGACAAAACGAAUUGUGACAGGAAUGAAAGGUCUACAGCCGCCUGUCAAGGGGAUCUAUCACGCAGAGCCCAGGUCAAGGUAUGUUCCAUCUCUCGCUAUGCUUUCUCUUUCCCCGUCGCUGGUCCUCUAUGACGCAGGAGUGACGGUACAAAUUGUGAACACUAUGGUAUAUAAGGGUGAGCUGCGAGUCAGUUUUCCUCACCAGCCGCCUCCAAGCAGCAUCUGUCCGAGAAAACAUGUUCGCCCUUCGCCACUUCACUUCUCUCUUGCUCCUCGUCUCCACCGCGUUCGUGGCUGCCAGCCCCACUCCCCUCCCUGAGGCCGGUGCGGUCGCUGUGGUCGAGGAGCGUAACUCCGGCGUCGAUGUCGUCGGAAUCAUCGUCACCCUCCAGGCUUCGGUUGCUGUCGUGCUGCCCCAAAUCAACACUCUCUGCGCCCAGGGACACGCCACGGACCUCACUGUUGGCCCGCUCAUCGUUGAGUUGGAAGCCGCAAUCGAAAUCGCCGUAGUCGCUCUCGGCACCGUUUCGCUUUCCGGCGUAGGGUCGAAAUCCCAGUGCGCAGGCUUACUUGCGGAAAUCAUCAAGGAUAUCACCUACACCAUCGAAGGAUGCAAGAGCGCGGGCACCGUGCUUACUCUUGGGACCCUCAUCGCUAGUCUGGACCAAUCGCUGAAAGUGCUACUGCUCGGUGUCGAGCUUGUCCUCGGGGGCGUGCUCGUUCUUGUAGGAGGACUAAUUGUUGAUGUUGUCGUGCUGCUGAAAUCCCUUCUGUUCGGUCUGACCUUGGGCUGCCUCGGGCUCUGAUUGGAUAAAUGACUGCAAGAUCAAUGAGAAGUCCGGUAAUCUAAGCCGGGUCGUCUUCUGCUGAACUGUUUACGUAUGAAAUCUUGUUUGCGUAUCUUUGUAAUGAACUCAUUCUCCUAUCGUCACAACUUC